Messenger RNA from Colletotrichum karsti, 1494 nucleotides. RefSeq lists its product as uncharacterized. Bases 1 to 1494 code for a protein of 497 amino acids. Lineage: Eukaryota; Fungi; Ascomycota; Sordariomycetes; Glomerellales; Glomerellaceae. The record is from RefSeq and is a predicted model, not a curated record. The transcript has a single exon.
AUGGGUUUACCUCGAGCUCUCCCCAUCGUGGCCGGCGCACUUGCGCUCAUCGCCACCAUCACGAUCGUCGUCAUCCACGUCGUGCUCGCCGCCCACAUCACCCAGGUCUCGCCCGUCAGGACGUCGUCAAUCUUGUCAUCGGUCUUGGAGGGCAUUCUGUUGGUGGUUCUGGGAUGGAUGUUGUCGGCGAACCUGAUCUCCAGCUUCCGGAACUCGUCGAAGCGGAUCAUCAGCGCCAUGUUUGCUGUCAGCCUCCUCACCUGCACCCUCGCCACCGCGGCGUCGGUUGCCACGAUGAUCUGCCUCAGCAACGCGACGAGGGACCUGUCGGAUUCUGUUCUCGGCGCGAAGCAGACGAGCUUCCUCAUCGCUUCGUCGGUGGCCCUCGGCCUCUGCUUCGCGUGCCAGCUCAUCUUCAUCGUCAUCCACUUCGUCCUCGCACGCCUCUCUGCCCGCGAGCAGGCAGACCCUUACCACACCGACGAGGAGUCGCGGAGGUCGCCCAACUUCCACGUCAAGUCGGUCAAGUCGAUCCCGUACAGCCGCACCACGCCCACGUACGAGAGCAGGAGCCGGUCCACGUCCAUGGGCUCCCAGACCCCGCCCCAGUCCAGCAGCGGCCGCUCGGCCACCGACACCCUGAGCUCCAUCCGCUCGUCUCUGUCGAACGUCGUCCGCCCCAUCUCUUCGAGGACGCGCCUGCUCCCGUUGAGAGAGAAGCGCAGGGCGGAGUCGAUCGACUCCAACCACUACCGGUCCCGGUCCAGCAGCGUCAACGAGGACUCGUCCUUCGACUCCUGGGACACCUCGUCCGUCGACAUGCAGAACCGCAUGACCGUACUUGGCACAUCCUCUCCGGUUCCCGGGGGCCGCUUCCUGGAGACGAUCCCUGCCAGCCCAACCACAAGCCGCAGCCCCAGUCCAGGCACGCCACUCGACCUGGACUUGGAGCCUCCUCGCACGCGUCGCAGGAGUCGCAGCUACAGCCCCGUCGGAGACCUCCGCCGCCCCGAGACCACUUUCACCAUGCAGUCUUCGGCCAGCGACGGCGAGCUCCGGCGACCCGAGCCCGCCUUCACCAUGCAGGGCUCGGCGAGUGAAUCGCACAUUCACCCCCUGUUCCGUUCCGACUCGCCGGACCCCCCGCCCAUGGUGACGCCCGGGACUAUGGUGGUGGCCGCGCCCGACGCCGGCCGUGUCAUUUCGGACAGGCACAGCGUCCGCCGCAUGAGAAGCGGCAGCCUGCCCUCCGGGCCCAGCCCGCUCAGCCGCACCAGCAGCGUCGAGAACUUCUUCCCCAACGGCGCCCCCGUGAAGGAGGAGAAGGAAGAGCUUGAGUCGCCACAGGAGGAGGACGAGGAUCCCGCCGAGAGGCAGAUGACGCCGCCGAUUCCGGAGUGGAUCCUGACCGCGGGGGCCCGGACGAGCCUCAACGGGUACCAAAGUCGGAAGCUCCGGGUCGAGGACGGGGACGUCAAGCCGGGGCAAUCAUGA